AUGAAAUCUAUUGACAUUGCUGAUCAGACGACUUCUCAUCGUGCAGAAUCAAUACUUUCUGCAACAUCAGGACGAGAUAUGCCUGCAAUCUCCAGGGUCUCAACCAAACGGACGAGUCAACAUGCCACCCUUGCAUCACCAUUUACCAACACCUAUACGAACUCUGAGAUUCAUUCAUCAACUACCAAUAAUACCACAGGUACAUUCCAUUCCAAGUUUGGGUCCUAUGCAUCCAAAACUAAAUCGAUCCUCAAAAAAUAUUCUAAAUUCAUCGGACCCGGGCUUGUAGUUUCCGUCAGUUAUCUCGAUCCAGGUAAUUACCAAACUGCAAUCACCGCAGGUAGUUCCAACAAGUACUCAUUACUUUUCAUUAUUUUUCUAUCCAACGUCAUUGCCAUCUUCUUACAAAGUCUUUGCAUCAAACUCGGUAGUGUUACCGGCUACGACCUCGCACGCUGCUGCCGCGAAUACCUCCCCAAGAAAUUGAACUAUGUCUUGUGGAUUCUUGCCGAGUGUGCAAUUAUUGCUACCGAUGUUGCCGAGGUCAUUGGUAGUGCCAUUGCAUUAAAUAUCUUGAUCAAAGUCCCACUACCCGCUGGUGUGUGCAUCACUAUUGUUGAUGUAUUGUUUGUUAUGAUGACAUAUCGUGCCGAUACGUCGCUGAUGCGGUUCGUGAAAAUCUUUGAGUACACUAUUGGUACUCUAGUUAUGGUUGUUGUUAUUUGUUUUGCAAUUCAGUUGUCGCAAAUACAUGCGGAUGCAAAAGAAAUAUUUCGUGGAUUUGUUCCGAGUAAACAGAUGUUUGACGGUAAUGGUAUGACUGUGGCCACUUCCAUUGUUGGUGCAACAGUGAUGAUCCAUUCACUUUUCCUUGGCUCGGGAUUGGUGCAACCUAGACUUCGCGAGUUUGACGUAAAGAAUGGAUAUGUAAAGCUCGAGGAAAUCACCCUGCAAGACGUUGAAGAGAAGGAAAAAGAUAAGACAAGUGAAUGCAAUGAAAGAACCACAAGUCACAAUGAUGAUGAUAAUGAUUGUGGAGACACUUCCGAUGUAUCUGGAUUCUCGAGUUCUCCAGUGGGAGUUGCUGUCGCUGCUUCAAAUAUUGUAAGUGAAAAAGCAUCAAACCAUAAGGUUUCUACAUAUGAAAAAGAAGCAAGCUAUUUCUACAACGAGUACAAGCCAUCGUACCAGUCUAUCAAAUACUCCCUCAAGUACUCCAUUAUUGAACUUACGAUUACGUUGUUCACCAUUGCGCUCUUUGUCAAUGCGGCUAUAUUGAUUGUUGCCGGUGCAACAUUAUAUGGCACGCAAGAGGCAAUGGAUGCAGAUCUAUACACAAUUCAUGAUCUCAUUUCAAAGUCUAUUGCUCCGGCAAUGGGUACAAUCUUUAUGGUUGCACUUUUAUUCAGUGGUCAGAGUGCAGGUAUUGUAUGCACCAUUGCAGGACAAGUUGUCAGUGAAGGACAUAUCAAUUGGACUUUGAGACCAUGGUUAAGAAGAUUGAUCACUAGGGGCAUCUCUAUCGUCCCUUGCUUGAUCAUAAGCUUAUGUAUUGGAAGAAAUGGAAUGGGUAUUGCGCUAAACAUCUCACAAGUUAUCAUAUCAAUCUUGUUACCACCAUUAACAGCCCCAUUAAUCUAUUUCACUUGCUCCAAAAAAAUCAUGCGUGUGAAGUUGGGCAGUAGUGAUCAAGAUGAAAGUGGCGUGGAAGUAAGCGAUGACGAUGAUAAUAUAGAAGGAGGAGGGGAGGACCACAACAAUGAUGCAAGAUAUAAAAUUAUGACCAAUAAUUGGAUAACCUCUAUCAUUGCUGUUGUCAUUUGGAUCUUUGUGUCAGUGUUGAACGUGUAUGCAAUCUACGAAAUGGCCAAGAAUGGUGUGUCUGGAUAA
Lodderomyces elongisporus is the source of this 1890-nucleotide messenger RNA. It is a transcript of the gene SMF12, whose product is annotated as divalent metal ion transporter. NCBI's taxonomy places the organism in Eukaryota, Fungi, Ascomycota, Pichiomycetes, Serinales, Debaryomycetaceae. Gene Ontology annotation, biological process: iron ion transport; intracellular manganese ion homeostasis. The record is from RefSeq and is a predicted model, not a curated record. Gene Ontology annotation, molecular function: manganese ion transmembrane transporter activity; cadmium ion transmembrane transporter activity. Gene Ontology annotation, cellular component: plasma membrane. Bases 1 to 1890 code for a protein of 629 amino acids. The transcript has a single exon.